Messenger RNA from Loa loa (African eye worm), 222 nucleotides. RefSeq lists its product as hypothetical. The record is from RefSeq and is a predicted model, not a curated record. The transcript is spliced from 2 exons. Lineage: Eukaryota; Metazoa; Nematoda; Chromadorea; Rhabditida; Onchocercidae. Bases 1 to 222 code for a protein of 73 amino acids.
AUGCUUGGACUUAACGCAACUACCAUCACUAAUAAUAGCAAUGGAUAUGAUAAACAAGAUUGUUUUGCGACAACUAAAUUACAAACACUUCAUAAAAUGUCAUCUAACAAAGUUGCCGCUCAACCAACUCUUGAGCAUUUUUUGGCUAUGAUUUGUGACCUCAAAGUUGAUCCAAAAAUGCGAAGACGUCUUGGAUUACGAUAUACCAAUACACCUGGUUAA